AGUACUAAUAUUUUUCGGAAAAAUCUAAGAAUCAUCUAACAUAUACUUACAAUUUGUCAGAAACACAAACAGAUAAAACGUAAACAAAUAAAUUUUGUCUCCCCGCCAUUUAAAAUCGCUUUUCCGGUGGAAUUUUCUCCGGAACGCUGUCGUUUUCUCGCAAUUCAAAUUUUCAUCGGGAUAAUGGCGGAAACUUCCUCCUUAUGUUAAUCUUUGAAUUCAAAUCCCACAAUGAGAGGCUCGUUUUGUGCUGACGAUUCUAACGAUCCAUCGACCUCCAAAUCCAAUCCUCCAAAAUCACGCCGCCACAGCGGUAGUGAUAAUAGUUAUAAGAAUGUGUGCGGAUUGCUCGCACGACGAGAAGUUUGCCCACGUGCUAAGCACACAUCUAAAAAGUUAUGGAGAGAAUGUACCGAUCAGCGUUUCAAUUUUGAAUCCGAUGCAAGGCGCGGUCUGAUUUCUUGGGUUGAGGAGGAAUCGUUGCUGCAUUUAUCGGCUAAGUAUUGUCCGUUGCUACCGCCUCCGAGAUCGACUAUAGCUGCUGCCUUUAGCUCUGAUGGGAAAACCAUUGCUUCUACACAUGGGGAUCAUACUGUUAAGAUUAUAGAUUGUCUAACUGGAAAGUGCUUAAAGGUCUUGAGUGGUCAUCGGAGGACACCUUGGGUGGUUAGGUUUCAUCCCUUGUGUCCAGAGAUACUAGCAAGUGGAAGCUUGGAUCAUGAAGUUCGCUUAUGGAAUGCAAAAACUGCGGAGUGUAUAGGAUCUCGUGACUUCUCCCGUCCAAUUGCUUCAAUUGCUUUUCAUGCUCGUGGGGAGAUUCUUGCUGUAGCUUCUGGUCAUAAGCUGUACAUGUGGCAAUAUAACAAAAGAGUCGAGACAUCCUCACCACCUCAUGUGCUGAGGACACGUCGUUCGCUUCGUGCUGUGCAUUUUCAUCCACAUGGUGCUCCAUUCCUUUUAACAGCAGAGGUAAAUGACCUUGACUCAUCAGAAUCCCCAAUGACACUUGCAACUUCUCCAGGGCACUUGUGUUAUCCUCCGCCUACUCUAUAUUUGGCAGAUACUCAUUCUAGUGGUCACCUCAGUUUAGGAGAUGAACUACCUUUGUCCUUGCCCUUUUUGAUAUCAUUUGCUAGAGGGGGUAGAAUACCUGUGCAGCAAAUUGAUAGAGCUUCUGGGUCAAGUAGUUCACAACAAAGACUUGAUCAACCCACUUCUGUGCGGCUUCUGACAUAUUCAACACCAUCAGGGCAGUAUGAACUUCUUUUGUCUCCAAUUGAACCAAAUAGCUCAUCUCCUGUUCCUGAAGAUACAAGGAAUGAUUCUUCGGUUGACAGCAUGGACAAUGGAACUCCUCAUUUUGUAAUGGAUACAAUAGAGACUGCAGAAGUGCAGAGUACAGGAAGAAACAAUCACAUCUUGCCCAUUGGUGAUCAACUGCGCUGGGAAGUUCCUUUCUUGCAUGGAUGGUUAGUUGGUCAAAACCAAGGAGGGCGCGCUACAAUGGAUGCACAUAAUACUUCAGCUAAUGAGAGUUUAAUGGCAUUUGAUGAUGAAAAUCAUAUGUUGUCUGCUGUAAUUCUUGCCAGUAUUGGUCAAUCUAGGGGUAAUGCAAGAUCAAGUCUACAUAAUCAAUCUUCACGAUCUCAGACGAUCCCUAUGACUGGCUCUGUUGGAACUACUGCUUUUGAUAGCUCUUCGUAUGGUGAAAAUGAUGUUGUUCCUGCUGCUAGCAGAAUCCAAUCUGAACUUGCUACAUCUCUAGCUGCUGCUGCUGCCGCAGAGUUACCUUGCACUGUCAAGUUAAAAAUUUGGCCAUUUAAUGAAAAACAUCCUUUCACUGUUCUUGAUGCUGAGCAGUGUCGCUUAACUGUACCACAUGCUGUACUUUGCAGUGAAAUGGGUGCCCAUUUUUCACCUUGUGGGAGAUUUUUUGCUGCCUGUGUUGCAUGCGUGCUGCCUCAUCUGGAAGCUGAUCCUGGCUUACAUGGCCAGGUGUUCCAUGAUAAUGCAGGGGUCGCAACAUCUCCGACACGCCAUCCAAUUUCAACUCAUCAAGUUAUCUAUGAGUUCCGCAUAUAUUCCCUUGAGGAGGCAACAUUUGGUUUGGUGCUAUCAUCCCGGGCAAUAAGAGCUGCUCACUGCUUAACUUCAAUUCAGUUCUCUCCCACAUCUGAGCACGUAUUGCUUGCAUACGGUCGUCGCCAUGGUUCACUACUAAAAAGUGCUGUCAUUGACAGGGAGACAACAGUUCCAAUUUAUACUAUUCUUGAGGUCUACCGAGUUUCCGAUAUGGAACUUGUAACAGUCCUUCCUAGUGUAGAGGAUGAAGUUAAUGUCGCAUGCUUUCAUCCCUCAGUUGGAGGUGGGCUCGUGUACGGGACUAAGGAAGGGAAGCUUAGAAUACUCCAAUAUGAUAGAUCUUAUAGCACAAAGUAUACGUCCUCCUCUGUACUUGACGAGUGUGUGCUUGAGGAAGAAGCAAUGACAAAUGUUCCAACGUUUGCUUUAGAGUGCUGAUUAGUAAUUCUUGGAUAUCUUGUGAGGCUUCCGCUCUCAAAUGGUGAGAAUGUGUCAUCGUGCGUACAAUUAUUAUUUACUUGAGCUGUUGAAGAAAUUAGGACUGUGCUUUCUCCAACAAAUCAAAUACAGUAUCUUCCGAUCCAAGCCACAGUUAGGGUUGUAUAUUUAUAGAAGCAUUAUCAUGAGAGUGGCGUUAUUUAUAAUUAGGUUGUAAUCAUGUCCAGUUGUAUUUGAACACUUGUUCGUAUAGCAACACUGGCAAAAAAAAGGAAAAAAAUAGAAGAAAGAAAAGAGAUUCCAGAUCCUAAAUAGAUUGUUGGGUUAUGAUAUUUUUUUUUUGAUAUGGAAAUUGGAACCAUAUUUAUUACUUACUGAAAUUCGGUUUUA
Mercurialis annua (annual mercury) is the source of this 2910-nucleotide messenger RNA. RefSeq lists its product as uncharacterized. NCBI's taxonomy places the organism in Eukaryota, Viridiplantae, Streptophyta, Magnoliopsida, Malpighiales, Euphorbiaceae. Gene Ontology annotation, cellular component: intracellular membrane-bounded organelle. Gene Ontology annotation, biological process: autophagy. The record is from RefSeq and is a predicted model, not a curated record. The transcript has 15 exons. Gene Ontology annotation, molecular function: protein binding. Bases 232 to 2520 code for a protein of 762 amino acids.